Messenger RNA from Acytostelium subglobosum LB1, 1782 nucleotides. RefSeq lists its product as hypothetical. The coding region runs from base 1 to 1782 and encodes 593 amino acids. Gene Ontology annotation, molecular function: zinc ion binding. Lineage: Eukaryota; Evosea; Eumycetozoa; Acytosteliales; Acytosteliaceae. The record is from RefSeq and is a predicted model, not a curated record. The transcript has 9 exons.
AUGACACUUAAACAACAACAAAUAUGUUGUGGAGGUGGCAGUAGUCGAAGUAAACAUCAUCAUCAGAUACUGGCACCAACAAUAACAACAACAACAACAUGUAUAUUGCUCAUUCUUUUAUUGUUCUGUAACAUUACAUACUCAAAGCAGGAGGAUUCAACUUUGAAGACACAGUCACAGACAGCAGCUUCAACCUCAGAUUAUAGCUUAUCAUCAUCUUCAUUGACAUCGAGUGGAAGCACAGCAGCGGAUAAUAUUGAUGCACAUCUACGCAACUUGACGAAUGUGGACAACACUCACUUUGCAUUCCCAAGAAAUAUCACUAGACUCUUCAAAGGAGACUGGAACAUUAGCAGUGCGCUGCCUUCCAGCCAGGUGUUCUCAUUCGACAGACAGUCGGGCCAGACCAUAUUCUCACUGCUCAACAUCCAUCGUUAUCCAUCACUCACAUUCGAUAGUGUCGAGGGUGAGAUGAUCAUUCGCGACGGUGUCUACUCAUCGGACAACUCAAAGAAAUACCUCAUGGUUGGAAUAUAUGAAUUCGAACUUGGUCUAGCAACAUUGGUCGCAUUCCCUCAUCAAUACGGGAUAUUCACAGCACCAAUGCAACUCAAUAUUACAAAUGCGACGACAGCUGACAAUGCCAAGGCACAGAUGGGACAGUGGAUGCUCAACUCAACGUCGACAGAUGAAUGUUUACUUCAGGUUACAUACCAGUUCGAAUCAAACAAUACCAACUCCAACGUCAAUCAAAAUGAGGACAUGGAAGAAGAGGAUGAGCAUCUAUUCAAAGUUAAUGGACAGUACACUAGCAAUCUUUGUAAGAUUGAUUUGACCAUCGAUGCAUCAUCAAUCAUAAUGAGCAUAUACCGUGCCAAAUGGGUCAACUAUGUGAUCAUGGUAUCACUAUGUUCAUUCGUACAGAUAUUCGUAUUGAUCAAACAGAUGGACAACUCUGGUACACAGGCUGGCGCUGCCAAGGUAUCACUAUACACCGUCGGCAUGCAAGCCAUCAUGGAUGCAUAUCUCUUCCUACUUCACUUGACAGGUGGAGUUGUCUUUGAAUCACUCUUCAAUGCAUUCGCCACAGCAGCCUUCUUCCAAUUCAUCACUUUCUCAUUGUUCGAGAUGCGAUAUCUAUUGAUCAUACUCAAGGCCAACAUACCACAGACUGCUGCCGAGGGCUGGGAUGCACUUCGCAGAGAGUUCUCAUUGUUCUAUUUAAAGUUCUACACAAUAAUGAUAUUGAUUAUAAUGGUUAUAUACUAUGUCAGCUCACUAUUCCAGGUGAUACUAUUCAUACUCUUCUCCUAUUGGGUACCACAGAUAUGGUCCAAUGUGUACAGAUCAACACGAAGACCUUUCAUUUGGUCUUAUGUACUUGGAAUGUCAAUCACCAGAUUAUCAUUGCCACUGUACUUCUAUGGAUGUCCAAACAACUUCUUCUCCAUCAAACCAAACUUUGCCUACUGUGCUAUUAUGGUGAUAUGGACAUGUAUCCAAGUGUUGACUCUAUGGCUACAGGACAAAUACGGACCACAAUUCUUUGUUCCAAAGAGAUUCUUGCCACCAAAGUAUCAGUAUACAAGACCAAUAAGCAACUCUAUAAGGAACAGAGAGGAGGGACAAGGAUGUGUUAUAUGCAUCAACGAUAUAGAGGAGAAUGACUCUGAGUAUAUGAUAACACCAUGCGACCAUCUAUUCCAUGAGCGAUGUCUACUACGCUGGAUGGACUUUAAGAUGGAGUGUCCAACAUGCCGCAGGCCAAUACCUGCUCCAUAA